UCGUAAGGUCCUUCCGGUUGCCCAUUGCUUUCUCUCUGCAUAACAGUCUCGCUCCGAGGCGCUUGCUCUUCACUCUGCUCGAAUGCUUUACCAUCGAAGAGUGAUGACUUAGGUUUUUCGGCCAGGUGUGAGCUUCCUGUAUGAUUCGGAUUCUACCGUAGUACUCCGUUUUUUAAUCUGGAAAUGCUAGAUGAGCUCAUGUUCGAUCCAAAACCUGGUUCCACAAGAGGAGAAAAUCGUGUUUGUUUUGUUGAUUCCUUGUGAUGCUUCCCUUUAAUUUAUGACCUAUGGGAUUGUAUUGCUGAUUGUACAGUUAGAUGCUUGGGUUCUUUUCUUUUUCGUUUCCCUUCUUUCUGUAAUUGCCGUUGUGGGGGCUGGGGACGUUAAGGUUGCAAUUGUACAGUUAGGGUUGUAUAUGAUGAGGAUGGGUUGGCAGUAAUGUUGGGGUUAGAGGGAUUUGAAGGAACUAGGUUUCGUGUAUUAUUCAGCUGAAAAACUUUUGAGGGGUUGGAUUUCGAAAGUGGCGAAGAUGAGUUUGAGAGCGGCCGAAGAACAAUCGGGUCAAGAGAUUCAUAUCCCGGCCGAUAUUGAUUGGCAAAUGCUUGAUAAAUCGAAGUUUUUCUUUCUUGGCGCUGCCCUUUUCUCAGGGGUUUCAACGACUCUUUACCCUGUUGUAGUGUUGAAAACCCGGCAGCAGGUAGCUCAAUCCCAAGUUUCUUGCAUCAAAACCGCAAUUUCACUGGUUAGGGUUGAGGGCUUUAGAGCGUUGUACAGAGGAUUUGGGACUUCCUUGAUGGGUACAAUCCCAGCUCGAGCACUGUACAUGGCUGCCUUGGAGGUCACCAAGAGUAACGUAGGAACUGCUACAGUUAGGCUAGGACUUGCAGAACCAACUGCAGCUGCAAUUGCCAAUGCAGCAGGAGGUUUGAGUGCAGCCAUGGCAGCUCAACUUGUGUGGACACCAAUUGACGUUGUGAGCCAGAGAUUGAUGGUUCAAGGUGGAUAUAAUAACCCUAACAAUCACAUGGCUAAUUCUGCACGCAAUUACAUCAACGGGAUUGAUGCCUUCAGGAAAAUCCUCAGCACUGAUGGUCCCAGAGGCUUGUAUAGAGGGUUUGGGAUAUCCAUUUUGACAUAUGCUCCUUCAAAUGCAGUUUGGUGGGCUUCAUACUCUGUUGCACAAAGGCUAAUUUGGGGUGGAGUUGGGUACUACCUUUGCAAGAAAGACGAUGAAAGCAAAAAUACCACAGCUAACACAUUGAGGCCGGAUUCUAAAACAGUAAUGGCAGUUCAGGGAGUUAGUGCUGCAAUUGCUGGUGGUAUGUCUGCUUUGAUUACCAUGCCUUUGGAUACAAUCAAAACAAGACUACAGGUCUUGGACGGUGAUGAAAAAGGCCGGCGAGGACCGACAGCUAUGCAGACAGUGAGGAACUUGGUUAAGGAAGGUGGCUGGACAGCUUGUUACAGAGGGUUGGGACCUCGGUGGGUUUCCAUGUCAAUGUCUGCAACGACAAUGAUCACUACCUACGAGUUUCUGAAACGGCUUUCCACCAAAAACCAGGAGAUUUUGACAUGAUGAAGGACCAGACAACAAGGAGAAAGUGAAUAUCUUUUUUCCUUACCCUAAAUUAUGUUAUUAUUUUCUCUUGCCUAUGUUUUCCCUCCUUUUGGGUUUUUUUUUUUUUCAUAUUUUCCUUGCAAGCAUGGCCGCUCGAUAUCAAUGUAACUAAUUGCUGUCAUGUUAUAUGUAUAUCUUGAAAAUAAAAGUCGUCUUCUAACAUAAUAUUCUGGUCAUGUUUUA
Messenger RNA from Prosopis cineraria, 1801 nucleotides. RefSeq lists its product as uncharacterized. Lineage: Eukaryota; Viridiplantae; Streptophyta; Magnoliopsida; Fabales; Fabaceae. The record is from RefSeq and is a predicted model, not a curated record. The transcript has a single exon. Gene Ontology annotation, biological process: transmembrane transport. The coding region runs from base 530 to 1576 and encodes 348 amino acids.